Molecule: messenger RNA, 1668 nt
Organism: Darwinula stevensoni
Lineage: Eukaryota; Metazoa; Arthropoda; Ostracoda; Podocopida; Darwinulidae
Source: the annotation of a GenBank genome assembly
AUGUUCCCUCCCUACAUUGAAGUGAUGGGAGGGGACACCAGUGUAGCUUGGGUCCCUGGGCACUUCACUGUUCAGGCCAUUGGAGAUACCAAGGAAGAGCCACAAACAUCACAACAUGGAAGCAGCCCUGACCUCUCCAUUCUUGCAAUUCAAUCUAAGACUUCUUAUGUGUCUGGUGAUGGUGCAUCCAAUAAUCUUGUCAUAUUGACAGCUCCCUCUUCCUCUUCCUCUACUGGAUCUUCUGAAGAAGCAGUUUCUGCAUGUCCCAUCUGCAAUGCCCCUGGGUACUCCUUUAAAGCUCUGGAGCAGCACAUGAACAAUUUUCACUUUGCCCUCAGGGGCAAUGAAUGUGACAAGCAGAAUGAAAGUGGAGAAGGUGGACAGGAAUUUCAAGGGUCCAUGACUUGUCCCAUCUGUUCGGUGAACUUAGACUCAUUCGAUGUGCUUGAAGAACAUGUGGAGCGUGCUCAUGUGAGCAUCCUCAGCCCAUGCCAUAACACACCAGGGGUAUCAACUGCAUCAUCUUUGGAAUCCUUGGUGACUACUUGCCCUAUUUGUGGAAUGUCUGCCUUUGAGUCAUCCAAGGAAAUGUCAGAGCAUGUGAAUGCUCAUUUUGAAAACAAUGAUCAAUCAGAAGAUCAGGUGUUGCGUGAUGGGUACCUGGCCCAAGAACUGGAACGGAGGGAAUGGGAGAGCAUGAAAAGGGAAAGAGAGAAGAAGCGCCGUCGUGAAGAGACUGAAUUCCAGGCUUUACAGGAGGAAUAUGGAAUGAGUCAAAAGAAAGCAAGUGAUAUCUACUCACAACAUUUGACCCGCAAAGUUGAACAAGGGCAAUUGUCUGCAGUGGACUACCACGUGAAGAUGAUCCAGCAUCGCACCUCCCACAGUGAAUCCAUCACUGAUGAUAGCUCCAUCAUGACGAGAGAUCUGACAGGUGCAGUGAUGAAAUUCUCCAGUCAGUCACCCAAGGUUAUCAAGACUUGGAUUUGCAAUUAUGCUGAUCACUUCUCUGCUGGAUUACUGGACAAGGGCUGGGGUUGUGGAUACAGGAACCUGCAGAUGAUGCUGUCAUCAAUGAAGUGCUCGUCAGCAUACGCCCCUCUGGUAUUCCCACAGGGGGAGACAAUGUACUCCAUCAGGAGGCUACAGUCCCUGAUUGAGGAAGCAUGGAAGCAGGGGUUUGAUGGUCAGGGUGCAGAGCAGCUGGGGUACAAGGUCCAGGACACAUGCAAAUGGAUUGGGGCCACUGAGGUCAUCACUUUCCUCUCUUCAAGGAGAAUCAGGUGCCAGUUGGUAGACUUCCACAUCCCCACUGGACCCAACAGCACCCAUCCCCAUCUGUUUGAGUGGGUCAAGAACUACUACAGCUGUAUCAGAGACUAUACCCUCCCGCUCUACUUCCAGUAUAAUGGACAUAGCCUGACCAUUGUUGGUGUGGAGCAGCUGCGGGAUGGAUCCACAUGUCUGCUUGUUUUCAACCCAUCCACAUCCCCACAGGUGAUGAAAAGACUCAAAGCAGAUAAGCCAUCCUCAGUGGUUGCACCCUCUCAGAUGAAAGCCUUGCGCAAGUCACUCUGUGAUCUCACCAAAGACCAGUAUCAAAUUGUUGCUGUCUUUGGUACCAUGUCUUCACGAGAGGAAUUUGAGGUAGGUCUCUUAGCAGGAUAG